UGUUUUUCAAUCAGGUUGAUGUUUGAUGACUGUUUUGGAUGUACAUCAGCAUCUUAUAAUUCUGGAUGAUGUGGAACAUUUUAAGAUAAAACAAGCCUUGUUUUUAACAGAAUUUUAACAUUAAAUAGGCAAAAAUGGUGGAUCUCAAGAAAGAUUUGGACGAAUAUCUGCUCCUUCAAAGUGACCAGAAGAAAAACUUCAAGUUGUCUAUGCCCGCGAUACCCUUACAAAAACCGAACGUUUCUAGUUGGUUUAGGAAAGAACAGACUGAGGAGAAUGAAACUUGGUUUCAAGAGACCAAAAAAGAAUGUUGUCCAAGCUUAUCAAGAUUCCAAAGAAUGACCCUUUUUGCAAUAUGUAUAGGCAUGGGAAUACUUUGUUUUUCAAUAUCCUUGAUGUACCUACCAGUACUACUUUUUAAAGCCAGAAAAUUUGCUCUACUAUUUACCUUAGGCAGUCUAUUCUUUAUUAUGAGUUUUUUCUUCCUUUGGGGCCCUCUCGCUUACAUGAAACACAUGGUCUCAAGAGAUCGAAUAUUUCUGACUCUCUCAUAUGGUGGUACAUUAUUUGCAACUUUGUACUGUGCUUUGCACUUACAAAGUACUCCCUUUACAGUACUCUUUGCUGUGGGACAAAUAGUGUCUUUGUUAUGGACAGUGGUAUCAAAUAUACCAGGAGGGACAACUGGUUUAUCAUUCUUUUCAAAAAUGUUUACCAGGUCAGUUAGUGGAGGAAGUACUUUACCUAUUUAGGUGAUAAAAGUCUAAGGAUUUUGGCAAAAGAAGAGAAUAAAAAGGUGACCAUACAAGCAAGGGAUAUCCAAGCCCGGAACGAACAAUUGAUAGAACAAAAGAUUGACAAUUUACCAGAAAUGUCCAGGUGUGUCGAAUGUCACAGCCAUCAAAUUGUGCGCCACAAAAAUCUGUUUCUGGUCCUGUCUUAUUUUGAAUUUAUAUUAAUGAUUAUUCUCGAGGAAAUGGUUAACCAGAAUUUCGCAGGUGUUAAAAGAUGGUACCACUUAAUUUAUUAUCCUUUUAUGUGUUAAAGAAAAAUAUUUUAAAUUUUGAGUUUAUUUUAGAUAAUGCUUGGGCGCACAGUCUCUUAUGACAUAUUAAAAAAAAAUUUUGGCAUUGUUUAUUGAUGAAACUUGAUUUUUGAUAAACAUAUUGAGCUGCUGUACUCUAGGUUGGGUUGGGUUGGUUAGAAACAGCUUAAAUAUAACAGUGACCAAUGAUGCUUAUAAAUGGCUUGAUACAUCAGCAGUUGUCUCGGGUACUGACCAUCAGUCGAUCCACUCUUAAAGCCACUAAGUGUAUAGCUGAUAUUGCAGGGUGGUGCCAGAAAACUGGUCCUUGUUUCAAUAGUUUGAAAAAAAAACCAAUUUCAUUGUUUUCACUCCGAUCCGAGCUAUUCAGGACCGGAGCUUACUCCUUAAAGAGGAGUUAUCAAGUAGCAUCAUCCAAAAACACUCCGCCAAGUUAUACAGCUCCAACAAUUAUGCCAUCUUGCAGCCUCGAGACUAUGUGGUUGCAUAUACACUUAAAAUCUUUUAUUAUGCCUCAGUGCAUUCCACUCUAUCCUAUGCCUUAUUAGCUUGGGGUAAUUCCUCCAGUAUUGGGAGAGUGCUAAUAAAUCAAAAGCGCAUUGUACGUACGAUGUUUAGACUUUCCUUCUGAGAAACUUGCCGUGGUACUGUUAUGUUAAAAUCGUAACUAUAAUUAAAAUCUAUAUCUUGAAGUGCGCAUGUCAAUUACAUAAAGAUCUUUCCAACCACAUGAGAUCUGAAGAUCUUAAUUUUUAUAAAACUGGAAAUGCAGAUAAAUUAUAUAUUCCUUUUACCAGGUUAUCGCAGGUACAGGAUGGUCCGGAAAUUACAUCUCUCAAAAUUUUUAAUCAUCUCCUAUGUAGAAUAAAGAGAGCUAAGGCUUUUCCAACUUAUAAGAAAGCUCUUAGGACCAUGUUAGCUGAAUGUCCUUUUUACUCAUUGACAGAGUUCUUUAACUGUAUAUUUAUUGACUUAAUUUAGUUAAAUUUGUUUCCUUUCAUAUCUUGUAAUUUUAUACUGUUUUUAUUAGCAUUGUAGUUUUUUAUUGACAAUUCCGAUACAUUGUUCGGAUAUCGAUGGAAAUAAACGAUUUGAUUUGAUUAUUAUGCUUUGGUUAACUCACACCUAAGAUAUAGUGUUUGUUUUUUGGGAAAACUCUUUGGCCUUAGGAGCCCUCUUUGGGUAAACUUAUUCAAUUCAUUUACUAUAAAAUUACCAAUACCUACAACAUCUUUAACCCAAUACUCUAUCAUGUACCACAGUAAGAAGAUACUGAAACAUCUGUUUCUUAGAAGAACUAUAUAAUAUUAUAAACUAUUUAGGGUAGGAGUUAAGACAUUGAUGUUAGAAAAAGCUUUCUACAUCACUGAUGAAUUUUUUUAUAGACAAAUUUUAGCCUUUCAUGUUAUUUGAUUGUGUUGUGCCUCCAAACAAAUUGGAAACAAAAUUUGGAGCAUUUUUUUGAGUGUAUUUUUGUUGUUUUUUACUGAUUGAUCCAAUGUUUUUAUGACACUUUGUUUUAAACAUUUUGUACAAUAAAGCUUAUUUUACUUUGA
Molecule: messenger RNA, 2601 nt
Organism: Anthonomus grandis grandis
Lineage: Eukaryota; Metazoa; Arthropoda; Insecta; Coleoptera; Curculionidae
Exons: 4
Coding region: 135-752 (205 amino acids)
Biological process (GO): vesicle-mediated transport
Cellular component (GO): membrane
Source: RefSeq, a predicted model, not a curated record